Molecule: messenger RNA, 1843 nt
Organism: Anguilla rostrata (American eel)
Lineage: Eukaryota; Metazoa; Chordata; Actinopteri; Anguilliformes; Anguillidae
Product: trace amine-associated receptor 4-like
Exons: 1
Coding region: 9-1055 (348 amino acids)
Biological process (GO): chemical synaptic transmission; G protein-coupled receptor signaling pathway, coupled to cyclic nucleotide second messenger
Cellular component (GO): dendrite; plasma membrane
Molecular function (GO): neurotransmitter receptor activity; G protein-coupled serotonin receptor activity; trace-amine receptor activity
Source: RefSeq, a predicted model, not a curated record
CUCCAGAGAUGGGGAGCCUGGGUCUUAACUUGACGGGAGAUUCUGUAGAAACGCAAUACUGUUUCCCACACCAGAAAGGAUCCUGCCCUCGAAGUCAAACACUGAUACUCAUCAAAGCAGCCAUGUACAUGUUCAUGGCUUUCACCAUUCUGAUGACUGUCUUUGGGAACCUGCUGGUCAUCAUCUCCAUCUCUCAUUUCAGACAGCUCCAUUCUCCAACAAACCUCAUCAUCCUCUCUUUAGCAUUCAUCGACUGGUUCUUGGGGACUUUCAUUAUGCCAUAUAGCAUGAUCAGAUCUGUGGAAAACUGCUGGUAUUUUGGAGAAACAUUUUGUAAGAUACACUCCAGCAUUGACAUCAUGAUGUCCAUUGCAUCCCUCUUGCACCUGGGUCUCAUAUCUGUUGACAGAUAUUUGGCCAUCUGUAAGCCUCUUCAGUACAGGACCUCAGUAACCAUGCACAAGGUAGCAGCCCUUAUUGGAAUCACCUGGAUGUUUUCCUUUGCAUUUGGGUUUGGGGUGAUUCUCUCCAAAGUCAAUCUAGUCGGUGUGGAGGAGUUGUUUAUAAAUUCUUGCACAGGCACCUGUAUUUUGUUUUUUAAUAAAGAAGGAGGAAUGAUGGCUGCUUUUGUGGGCUUCUUCAUUCCAGGCUCAGUGAUGAUAGCCCUCUACAUGAAGAUUUUCUAUGUUGCAAAAGUGCAAGCCAUAAAAAUCAAAUGCAGCUUGGCAAUAACAACAGCACAAUGUGAUAAAAAGUGCACGUCUGAACACAGAGAGAGAAAGGCUGCAAAGACCCUGGCUAUUGUACUGGGUGCUUUUCUGUUGUGCUGGUUUCCAUUCGUCAUGGUGCUCAUUAUUGAUCCAUUCUUCGAUUUUUCUACUCCUGCUGUUGUAUAUGAUGCUCUUGUAUGGUUGGGGUACUUUAAUUCUACCUGCAACCCUCUCAUUUAUGGAUUUUUUUAUCCCUGGUUUCAGAGAGUGUUUAAAAUUAUUAUAUCAGGGAAGGUUUUUCAGAAUGGCUCUUCAUUAUUAAAUAUUUAUUCAGAGAAUUAUUGAUACCAAAAGACACUUAACAGUUUCUCAUAUACAAUUAUAAAGAGAUCACAUUUUUGUCUUGGACAUUUUAUGCAGCUCUCAAACUUGUGAUUGCCCCUGGUUUUAGUGCUUUCUGGGACUUUCUGUAACUGUCAACCUUAAUGCAGCCAACAGUCAGACAAUAGAGAAUAUUUCCUGUUACACACACCCAGCCAUAGUAAUUAGAAAUAACCAAAUAAGAUGAAAUAUGAAUGAUAAAUAAGGCUGGGGUGUCUUUCACGGAAGUUAUGGGAGUCAUGGAUUCCAUGAUUUUUGUCAUUUUAUAGCUGUUGCGUGACUUCCUGUUUUUUCCAUUUCCACGAUUUCCCCCCUUUUAGUGCUUUCUGUGAUUUUUCGACAGUUUUGGAUGGUAACUGUCAACAAUAACAUUACAGUCUACAGUGUGAUUUGUUCAGGCCUAUGUAUUUUAAUAUUGCCAAAUGCUGGGAGAAACUAUGAAUGACAAUGUAUACAGAUUACGGAAUGUGCUGGGACCAAGUUUCCCAUCCUAAUCAGUUGUUGCAAUCAGAUGUUUGAUGGCUACUGUCAACAGUGUUGUUGCCCAGCACUCCUUCCCCUGUUUACAAUAACAUCCCCUGUCACUGACAACAGGCGCUUCAUCAAAGACUCAAACCUUGCAAUGUAGCCUACCACAUGUUGUACCAAAUCUUUACAGAAAAAUAAACAAACACAUGGUACCUGUGUUUUUCUUAUUUUUGUAAUGCAAAUUGCCCAUGCUCCCUUUCUAACAACAUUCUGUUAGAGGCAAA